CCUCUGACCUCUAACCCUCUCCCACAGGCCCACCUGAAGCCACAGCACCUGUCAGUAUUCUGCCAUCUGACUUCUGACCCCCGGGCGCAGUACUACUGUCGGGAGGUGAGGCGGAGAGCAGCAGGACGGACCAACAGGACCCGGGUACGCAACCAACGCUACGCUGCCCUCAGGGAGCUGCAGAGGGAGGGCCAGUACUUCAGUGAGGACCAGAUGAGAAGCCGGGAGCCCCUACUGUAUGAGCAAUACAUCGGCCAAUACCUGACAGAGGAGGAGCUGCUACAUCGCUCCCUCGAGGCCAUGCAGGGAGGAGCAGGGGAGGAGCGGGGGCCGGGGGGAGCAGAAGGGGGGCUGGCCCACCUCCUCCUCACCUCCUACCAGGAGAGACUGAUCCAGAGCCGGCUGCAGGAGGAGCAGGACAGGGAGGAGAACGCACUGGAGGAGGAGGAGGGGAGGAGGGUAAGACACAGCAUCACCAGACAUCACGUCUCUGUGUCUCAUGAUCACGUCUCUGUGUCUCAUGGUGGAGGGUUGGGGGCAGAGGGCUAUGAGCCAACACCCCAGGAGAAAGCUCUGCUCAGGGACGAGUUCAUCACUCAGAUGUACCAACGCUUCCUGGACGGACACGACAAAGACUUUAACUACAGUGAAGUGGACGGGAACCCCGACUACGACAACCUGGACAUCGUCAACAGAGAUGCAGAGGAGAAGUACUUCGAUGAGGAUGAAGAGGAGGAGGAGGAGGAGGAGGAGGAGGAAGAGGAGGACAUGACUAUAGAUGUGUCCUGACAGCAGCUGCCAUCGGACUGUAAAUAGUCUGUAAUAACUAUACUAUGUAAUGUUUCUACUCUGUUUAUUCUCCUGAAGAGGAGGAGGAGGACAUGACUAUAGAUGUGUCCUGAUAGCAGCUGUCAUUGGACUGUAAAUAGUCUGUAAUAACUAUACUAUGUAAUGUUUCUACUCUGUUUAUUCUCCUGAAGAGGAGGAGGAGGACAUGACUAUAGAUGUGUCCUGAUAGCAGCUGUCAUUGGACUGUAAAUAGUCUGUAAUAACUAUACUAUGUAAUGUUUCUACUCUGUUUAUUCUCCUGAAGAGGAGGAGGAGGAGGAGGAAGAGGAGGACAUGACUAUAGAUGUGUCCUGAUAGCAGCUGUCAUCGGACUGUAAAUAGUCUGUAAUAACUAUACUAUGUAAUGUUUCUACUCUGUUUAUUCUCCUGAAGAGGAGGAGGAAGAGGAGGACAUGACUAUAGAUGUGUCCUGAUAGCAGCUGUCAUUGGACUGUAAAUAGUCUGUAAUAACUAUACUAUGUAAUGUUUCUACUCUGUUUAUUCUCCUCACAUUCAUUUAAUAUUCAGUUGUUUAGCAAUAAAUCAUGUGUGUUUACGUA
Molecule: messenger RNA, 1388 nt
Organism: Oncorhynchus gorbuscha (pink salmon)
Lineage: Eukaryota; Metazoa; Chordata; Actinopteri; Salmoniformes; Salmonidae
Product: coiled-coil domain-containing protein 97-like
Exons: 6
Source: RefSeq, a predicted model, not a curated record